AAUAAUGGUCUAGCCAGGAUGGGUUGGUUCAUAUAUAUGUUCUUCACUUACAUCUAGAGCUAGAAGAAAAAAAAACACACUUCACCACCAGAAAUGAAGGAGAAUUUCCUGGUUCUUUGUCUUCCUCUAGCUACAACCAAAUCCCAAGUUUCCUCUUUGUGUUUCUUUUGUUUUUUUCUUCCAUUAAUGUAAACAAAUAAUUAAAACCCUUUCUUCUUUAUGUGAUGAGCACCAAGAACUAGGAAUAAGAGAAAAAGAAAGAAACAAAGAGAGUCAUUUGGAAGAAAGACAAAAAAGUUAUUGUAUUUUUCCAUUAAGAGAUCUCUCUUUUAUAUAUUUUUAUUUUUUAUUUUUUUUCUUCCCCCUCUCCUCUUUGUUCAAUGUCAAAUAUCACAGGUGAUGGAGGAGGGAGUUUCUCUUCAGAAACUCAUCACCAAGAGCAACAACAAGUAGGAAACUUUCAUGGCGGCUCAAACUCUUUGCUUUCAACUAACAGUAAUGGCGGCUCCACUGCUCCUCCACCAGCUAAGAAGAAAAGAAACCUUCCAGGAACUCCUGAUCCCAAUGCAGAAGUGAUUGCUUUAUCACCAAAGACCCUUUUGGCCACAAACCGAUUCGUGUGUGAAAUAUGCAACAAAGGGUUCCAAAGAGACCAAAACCUUCAACUCCAUCGACGAGGCCAUAACCUACCAUGGAAGCUAAAGCAAAGAACCAGCACCGAGAUCCGUAAAAGGGUUUACGUCUGCCCUGAACCAUCAUGCGUCCACCAUAACCCAGCCCGAGCCCUAGGUGAUCUCACCGGGAUCAAGAAACAUUUUUGUCGUAAACAUGGUGAGAAGAAAUGGAAAUGCGAUAAAUGCUCCAAGAAAUACGCUGUUCAAUCUGAUUGGAAAGCUCAUUCAAAAACCUGUGGCACAAAGGAAUAUAAAUGUGACUGUGGCACCAUUUUCUCCAGAAGAGACAGUUUUAUAACGCAUAGGGCUUUUUGUGAUGCCCUAACAGAAGAAAACAACAAAGCAAGCCGAGGACUUAUAAACGUGGGAUCAAAUUUACAAGGCCAAGUUGUUGCUGCAGAUCAGCUCAUCUCUGCAAUUCCCGUCAAUAACAACCCCAACACGUCUGCCAUCAAUAUAUCUGAGCCGUUCAGCAAUGACACUAAAAGCUCAUUGCAGUCCUUAAACUUGGCGGCGGGAACCAUGUUUUCAAACGGAAGCAGCAGCCUGUUUGGUGGAACAAAAGUCACCACUGUUCCUAAUCCUUCCUCGACCUCUUGCUUGCAGCUGAACGGGAAUUCAUCGACGUUAUUCGAAGGAAACGGUGGCCACCUUUUUUCUGGGUCAGCCUCCAUGUCUGCCACUGCAUUGUUACAGAAAGCAGCUCAAAUGGGUGCAACUGCUAGCACGGGUAGUCUCAACUCUCCCUUGAUGGGGAAAAGCUAUACCACCACAAGUACCAUGGCGCCACCAUCGUUUGUUUCAAUGCAAACCCAUGAUAAUAAUAACAAUAAUAAUCAAACACAAACACUAGGAGGGGCUGAUAGUACUGGUUUUACCAGCCAGUCAGAUUUUUUCAAUGCAAAUGGAGGGGUUGAUCAAAGCUCAAGUGUUAACAACAUGGGUGUGAUGUUUUCAGGGAUUUUCGAGCAAAACAAUGCGUUUUUUAAGAGUGUAGAGAGCAGCACCCCAAGAACUACCGGUUUAUCAGGUUUCAGUGCUGAUACAAUGACUGUGGAUUUCUUGGGGAUUGGGGGAUCAAGACCAAGGAAUCUACUGGAGAAACAGCAUCAUCAUCAUCAUCAUCAUCCUCAUCAACCGCAGCAAGAUUUGGAGCAGUUUGGGGGAAUUGGGCAAGCUAGACUGCAAGGCUUGAGCCAUUUUCAACAACCUGCAGUGUUGGAGAAACCAAUGUGGAAAGUUUAAAAAAAAUUUUUAAAAUAAAAAAUAAAGUAGCUAGCUUAGCUAUAUCUCCAAUUAGAACUCUCCUUUGCCUGUAACUUCUUUCAUCAUUUUUCUCUUCUUCUUUUUUCACUCUUUCUUUUGAAGUAUAUUAAGAUAAAUCUAAAUGUUCUUGCUAAAGAGCAAGAUUAUUGAGCACUUUGAAUAAAAUUCAAGCAAUUUAGGCCAAA
Messenger RNA from Gossypium raimondii (Peruvian cotton), 2125 nucleotides. Its product is annotated as zinc finger protein GAI-ASSOCIATED FACTOR 1. The transcript is spliced from 3 exons. Gene Ontology annotation, cellular component: nucleus. Gene Ontology annotation, molecular function: DNA-binding transcription factor activity. The record is from RefSeq and is a predicted model, not a curated record. Bases 381 to 1919 code for a protein of 512 amino acids. Lineage: Eukaryota; Viridiplantae; Streptophyta; Magnoliopsida; Malvales; Malvaceae.